This is a messenger RNA of Cornus florida, 694 nucleotides long. Its product is annotated as two-component response regulator ARR17-like. The transcript has 5 exons. Gene Ontology annotation, biological process: cytokinin-activated signaling pathway; phosphorelay signal transduction system. Bases 1 to 504 code for a protein of 167 amino acids. NCBI's taxonomy places the organism in Eukaryota, Viridiplantae, Streptophyta, Magnoliopsida, Cornales, Cornaceae. The record is from RefSeq and is a predicted model, not a curated record.
AUGGCUUCUUCUUCUUCUUCAUUGAAGGGUUUUGAUAGUGAGGAGAGGCCUCAUGUUUUGGCUGUUGAUGACAGUUUGGUUGAUCGCAAACUCAUUGAAAGGCUUCUCACCAAGUCUGCAUGUAAAGAAUGGUUGAUUGGUAAUAUUGUUGUGGCAGUGACUACUGCAGAGAAUGGGCAAAGGGCUUUAGAGUUAUUGGGCCUUGGAGAUGGACAACACAUCUUCAACAACAGUGAUUCAAGGGUAAACUUGAUCAUUACUGAUUAUUGUAUGCCGGGAAUGACAGGAUAUGAGCUUCUUAAAAAAGUUAAGGAAUCAUCAAACCUUAAAGAGAUACCAGUAGUGAUAGUUUCAUCUGAGAAUGUCCCUACUCGGAUCAAGAAGUGCUUGGAAGAAGGAGCACAAGAGUUCAUGCUGAAGCCUCUCAAACAAUCGGAUAUCAAGAAAUUGAGAUGUCAUAUGGUGAAAUUUGAUCAUAACGGAAGGCUUUGCAUAGGAAGGUAAAACGAAGAAGCAUGCGCUAGAAGAGAGCAGUUCUCAGAAAAAGCACAGGAAAGAGGCCAAAGAUGGAGUGAGACAUGAAAUGUAUUUUUGUCAAUACAUCAAAAACUCUUUUAGCAAGUAUAUGAUAGCAUCAAAUCCUUCUUGAACUUGGCCCUUUUUAUAUUUGCUAUCACAGUUUUCUAUCUAUAGA